GCAGCCCUUUCCAGACCGUCAAACGGGCCUUUAUCCCCGAGACGGUGUUCGAAAUCGAGGAAUUUCCCCCAUUGCGAAAGAAGAGGGCGACAUUUCCCCGGUUUUCUCAUUUUCUUUUCUAUUCAGUUACAUUUCCCGGAUAGAACCUCCUUCCCAAAUUUAACCCCUUGGAGCACUUAGCCGGAGGAGCUCGCCUAAACUUCUCGGAGGAGACUGGGCUCUGCUCUGAGGGGGAGGCGAUUGAUUUGCAGUCCCUUGCACAAUGGUGCUGAUGAUCGACCAGACAGAAAGAGCCCAGAGUCAGUUCUCUUCUCCAGAAGUAGCCAAAUCCUUUAGGAUUGACAGAAAAGAUGCACGAACCCAGAAUAAGUUUGCUGUUGUGGAGCUGCCACACAUCCACAGUUCUGAGGUGGAGAAUGGAGAGGAGAGGCAGAGAAGAGCUGGGAAGUCAGGGUUUGAUUCCCAGUUGUCCGUGGACACCGAGUCUGACCUCUCGGAGAGCAGGAAAAAACUGUCCGUCAUGAGGUUUAAACCAGUUGACCAGGCCUCACUCUCACAAAGCCCAACAGAUUCUGAGUCAAAGUUGGAGAGAAAGUCAGCAAGGUACAGCCAGUUUUCCAAAGCAAAUGCCCAGUAUCAUAAGCUCUUCAAAGAAAUAAGCAAAGAUGAGAUACUCAAACAAAGUUACACCUGUGCCUUACAGAAAGACAUUCUUUAUCAGGGAAGGCUCUUUGUCUCUGAUAACUGGAUUUGUUUCCAUUCCAAAGUGUUUGGCAGAGAUACUAAGAUUGUUAUCCCAGUUCUCUCUGUCACUCUUAUAAAGAAGACAAAAACUGCCCUUUUGGUGCCAAAUGCACUUGUUAUCACUACAACAAAUGACAGGCAUGUGUUUGUAUCAUUUCUGUCUCGGGACACCACAUACAAGUUCCUGAUAUCAGUCUGCAGUCAUUUAGAUAGGGAAAAUGCAGGAAGCACCCCAGUCACAUCAUCAGCAGAGAACAGCUUCAGAGGGGACUGUCCAUCAUCACUUCCUUUGGACUUUUCAGCUGAUUUCUCUGAUCUUGAUGGAGUAGUGCGUCAGAGGAGGCAGGAUAUGCUGGAGAGCAGCAGCUCAGGCUCACAAACUCCUGACUUUGAGAAGAUGACUGAGUAUUCUCCUCUGUCUGAGAACUUCCUGGAUGUAAUGAAGACUGGAGAGAUGGCAGUCCAUGCAGACAUUCACCUGCAGGCCUCCAGUACAAAGCAUCUCAAUGGUCCGGGUAAGGCUGUGUCAGGUGCUGCUCAGCAAGAGAAGGUACUGCAGCCGCUCUCUCUCAACACUCUUCUACUCAUCUACCUGUUCUUGGUGGGGAUUCUUGUCUUGUCCUCAUGUUACAUGGCUUUCAAGAUCCUGGCUCUGGAGCAAAAGCUGAAUUCACUGGGUUCGGUGGGAGAAUAUUCACACAAUGAGAAUGUUAUUCAUCAUCGACCCCAAGCGGAGAUCAAUGCAGAGAUCUAUGGAGAGCUGUCCACAAACCUGUUCAAGCUAGAAAAGAUUCAAAGGAACCUGCGGAAGCUGCUUGAGGAGAGCUGACUGGUCCAGUGGAAGCUGCGUCUUCUUAAAAUGCUUAAAAGUCUCAUUUUUGAGGAAGAGGAUUAAUAACUGUGCAAUAGUACCACAUUUUCUCUACUCAGGACUACACUGCUGUUUUUACCUGAAUCAAAGGAUUUUCUCCAAAGUAGUUAGAGAAAGGGAAAAGGUAAGCUUUAAUCUUAGUACUGUAGGAAAAAUGAGAAGAUGGGUGUAAAUGGGUCCCAAGGACUCUGGUUUUUUGUAGCAUUUCAGAGGUCAGAUUACUAAGUUCUGCUCCCUAUGGUCAUUUGUUACAAUUUAAAAUUGCUAAUAAAAUAUUUAUAGUGUGAUGCAGUGUGUGUGUGUGUGUGUGUGUGUGUGUGUGUGUGUGUGUGUGUGUGUGUGUGUGUGUGUAUGUAUUAUAGUUUGUGACUGAAAGGUCGUCUAUAUGCAGAGGAGCUAUUGCAAAUGGAAACUGCGUGUCAUUCCUCUGCAGUUACUGUAUACAUUUGUUUCCAAAAUGAUCAUACUCUGCAAAAUGUUAUUUUCAAAAGCUGGGUGAUUGCUAGGGUACAUUAUUAGUGCUUUGGUAAGUAAACUUUAAAACAAUCUGUCAAUUCUGUUUUAGGUUGUGUUGACUCUGUACAUGUUUGACUCCAGGCUUUUGUCUAUUUAAAAAAAGUUUUGGAAAUGUAAA
Messenger RNA from Pygocentrus nattereri (red-bellied piranha), 2249 nucleotides. RefSeq names its product GRAM domain containing 2B. Lineage: Eukaryota; Metazoa; Chordata; Actinopteri; Characiformes; Serrasalmidae. The transcript is spliced from 14 exons. The record is from RefSeq and is a predicted model, not a curated record. The coding region runs from base 263 to 1573 and encodes 436 amino acids.